Molecule: messenger RNA, 2183 nt
Organism: Achroia grisella
Lineage: Eukaryota; Metazoa; Arthropoda; Insecta; Lepidoptera; Pyralidae
Gene: Nelf-A
Product: negative elongation factor A
Exons: 11
Coding region: 1-1821 (606 amino acids)
Biological process (GO): negative regulation of transcription elongation by RNA polymerase II
Cellular component (GO): NELF complex
Source: RefSeq, a predicted model, not a curated record
AUGGCGAACGUUCGGGAUAGUGACACAUCUUUGUGGCUCCACAAUAAACUUGGAACAUCGAACGAUUCAUGGACAAGUGGUUCAAUUUGUACACAAUUAAACGCUGAAGUUUUGAAAAAUAUCAAGGAUUGUUUUCCAGAUUUACAAACACAAGUUAAACUAAAAUUAUUGCUAAGUUUCUUUCAUAUCCCGCGCAGAAAUGUUGAAGAGUGGAAAAAUGAACUCGAAGAGAUUAUUGAGGUUGCCGCCGUCGACUCUGAUUUGUGGGUGGCGAUGCUCGCCGAGGUUCUCAAAACAUUUCCCUCGGCGGGAACUCUCAAUACAGAGAUAGCAGAGUUUGACGAGACUCGCCCAAUAUUCAGUGACAUGAUUGGAGAACUGAGGCGGGCGCUUGCCAAACAUUCAGACCUAGGAUUAUUACCUCUUGAGUGCCUAUAUUUAAAUAAGAAUGCUUUAGUGUCUGUGGUAGGCCAACAGGCAAAUCCAGUGAAACAUUUCACAUUGAAACGCAAACCAAAGUCAGUAGCUCUUCGUAGUGAACUCCUAGCGAAAGCAACAGAAGUACAAGCCAAUCAAAAGAAGGCGCAGGCGCCUACUGUCCCCGUUCGGAGUAGGGGCAUGCCCCGCAAGAUGACUGAUACUACACCACUAAAGGGUCUACCGUCACGGUGGGCGGGUCGCAGUGGUCGAGGACUGCCGCCUCUGCCACCGUUACCACCGUUACCACUACGAGCGCCGCCGCGCGCUGGCAUCAAGCUGCUAGAUAUUACAGAACAGCCCGCCACGCACGCGCAGAUCAAGAAGCGAAGGAAGCUCGAAAUGGAGGAGGGAUCAAAGAAACCGCCCGCGGCCGCUCCCCCUUCACCGCCUGCCGACUUCGCCAAAGGAACCUUCCCCACGCCGAAACAGGACGAACAACCAGCCACGAGUGCGAUGGAGACGUCCGUGCCGCAGUCGUCUCCGCCGGCCGCCGAGCCCGCGCCGGAGCCCGAGCCGCGGCCGCAGCCCGUCGUCUCCAGCCCCAUACUCGUGCACCAGACGACGGGAGCGAAGCCUCUGGUUAUUGGGCAGCAGCCGAAGCUAUUGAUUGCUGGACAGGCGGGCGGGAAGCCGGUGCUGUUAUCUGCUCAGAACAUCCUCAACACAUCCGCUGUCAUCCUGCAGCCGGGCGGGAAGGCUGUGUUAUUACAGAAUAUCAAGCCGGUGAGUCAGGUGAACCAGUCAGUGGUGCGGCCUCCGCUGCAGGCGCAGACCGUGCAGCAGCCAAUACUGCAUCACCAGCAGCAGACGGUCCAGAUAUCGCAGCCUGUGCAGCAAAACCAAACUGUACAAGCCGCAGGCGUGCAGCCGGUGCAGUCCGUGCAGCCGGUGCAGCCGGUGCAGCCGGUGCAGCCCGCGCCGGCGGCCGCGCCGCAGCCCGCACCGCUGCUGCCGCGUAGGGGACUCUCGCUAACGCGUGAACAAAUGUUAGAAGCGCAAGACAUGUUCCGGAACGCAAACCGAGUCACGCGGCCCGAGAAAGCUCUCAUACUUGGCUUCAUGGCGGGUUCGAGAGAUAACCCAUGCCCUAACCUCGGUAACAUCGUUACAAUAAAACUAUCGGAGAACAUCGAAAACGUACUGCAAUCUGACGACACCUACCUAACCAUGCUGUCAGAGAUGCACUUCCAAAUGAACUACAACAACGGCCAGUGGACCAGACUAAAAAAAUACAGACACAUAGACGGUAUGGUGCCGCAGAAGAUACCGCCCGGCUCCACUGUGAUAUCAGCCAACAACCAGCAACCGGUUGUGUCAAUAGGCAACCAGAGUGUCAGCUAAGGUAUCUAGUAUUUUAGGUUUUUCUCUAGUAUAACGCUGAAGAAUGAUUUGUUGUAUGUCCAACGAAAUGCCUUAUCAACGCUUAAGUUCUAACAUGACGAAUGUCAAUAGUGAAGAGAAAUAGAAUAAUAGAAAUAGAAAUAUUUUUUAUUUAAAUGAAAACUUAAACUUUAUUAAGUUUAUUUACACGUUUUUGUAUAAGCAUAUUUUUUUUAUUCUACUCAUUACAAGAAUAAUGAGCAAAAAUCAUGCGUAUUCUUCUUUUAAAUAAAUGUUCAGAAUUAUAUUUUUAAGAAUUUUAUACACACUACACUCCUUUUUAAUAACAUUAAUCAUAUCUACUAGUUGACUAGUACCCAUAA